UGAGGAUCGAGGAGCUUCCACCUCCUCCGCCUCCUCCGCCACCACCGCAGCCAACGACAAUCGUGAUGCCGCCCUACCCGCAGCCCGAUAGUGAGGCCCUCACGCGAGCGGUGGCAAACGCCAUGGCUGCAGCGGCAGAGGUGGCGGCUGGCAACAACGAUGCCCUCCGCCGUGCAAUUCGCGAACUGGGCGAUCGGGUGGACGGAAUCGGAUCGCGGGUCGACGGGCUGAGCGGAGAGGUGAAGAGCUGCCGGGCGGCGCUCGUCCUCUCGCAGGAGGAAUCCGAGAGGCGCCUCAGUGCCGGGCAGCGAGAGGCGGCCGAAACGACGUGCGAGACUAUGCUGAGCGGGGUGCAGCGCAUGCUGGACGAGCUGCGGCGAGCGCUUGCGGCGGAGAAGCCACCGCAACCGCCACCCAAACCGAGCGUGGCGGACCGCGGCGUACAAGCGGGCGGGCGUGAGCGGGCGGUGCAGGCGGGUGGAGUCGACGAUAGCACGCAGCACGACCCGCUCCUCGAGGACGGCGCCUGCCAGACGGACGCUCCGCCCUCGGCGCGGCCGCUGGUGGUGCCGCUCGCUCUGACGGUGCCAGCGUCGGUUUCGCGUGCGGUCUCGCCGCCACGGCCACGCAAGCCUGCGGACAUCUACUGGUAUCACCAGGUGCACUCGGCGCCGCCCGGUUCGGUCCAGGGGAGGUACGUGCGGCAGUGA
Molecule: messenger RNA, 710 nt
Organism: Emiliania huxleyi CCMP1516
Lineage: Eukaryota; Haptophyta; Isochrysidales; Noelaerhabdaceae
Exons: 4
Coding region: 66-710 (214 amino acids)
Source: RefSeq, a predicted model, not a curated record